UGAGACGGGCCUUUGCUGACGUCUGGGCUAGAUCCAGUGAUGGCUGACCAGGACAUGUUGGAAACUGGAGUAUGCCUUGAUUCGAGACAUAGCUAUGAGGGACCGUCGCUGCCAGCCUCCGAUCUGGUCCAGCGCAGUGCUGCUGCCUACGUCACCGGCAAGGGCAUCAAGAACAGAGCCGAGAAGCAGGAGGAUUCGGUUGCUGGCGCCAUCGCCGCUGCCCACUCCAUCCCGCUCCGUCGUUCCCCUCUACGUCUCUGUCUUCCUUGAGGAGGAACUGCAGGCUUGUAGCUCCACGAUACCUGGGGCUGAAGUCGUAGCCAGCCGGGACUUGAGUCUCGCGGGAUGAACCUCCAAGAACGACUUAUACCGGGUAUCCCAGGGCAGACUGAAAGAAAGAAGGCCAUGUGCCCCCGUUUAGCGUGCGCUCUGCCGCUUUUACUCCGAUAGAUGAGCCAAUGAGGGGAACCAUGACGUCGUUGAGUUUUGCUCCCUCCAACCUCUCGUCGUGGCGAAUAUGUUUC
Messenger RNA from Thermothielavioides terrestris NRRL 8126, 524 nucleotides. RefSeq lists its product as uncharacterized. The transcript has a single exon. The record is from RefSeq and is a predicted model, not a curated record. Bases 40 to 270 code for a protein of 76 amino acids. Lineage: Eukaryota; Fungi; Ascomycota; Sordariomycetes; Sordariales; Chaetomiaceae.